CGUGGCAGGUCGAGUGGCAGCGGUGGCAGGUCGAGUGACAGGCGCAUAUAGCGGUGACAGGUCGAGUGGCAGCGGUGGCAGGUCGAGUGACAGGCGCAUAUAGCGGUGACAGGUCGAGUGACAGGUCUCAGUGGCAGCUGCCCCUGCCAUGCAAAGAUUUUACUCCCUCUCUGGAUUCUGGUCCAGUUAAUAUUUUCACCCCAUAAUGGCGGCCGCGCUACCGGAGCGCCUUCUAGUGACUGUUGCCCAAAAAGUAUCAGAGUGUCGCCUCUUGGGUUCUAAACUCUUUGGUGGAGAAGAGAGGCGCGUGAUGUUUUUCCCCAAACGCAUUCAGUGGAAAUCCCGCCCUGCAACCAAUUUCAAUGGCUGAGGUUACAGUGACGGGUAGGUUUGGGGAUCAGUGCCUGCGUCUCAAUGUGCAUUCUUCUAUCCAUCCAAAAUAGUAUGUGACAUUAGCAAUAUCCAAUACUACUUAGUGCGGAUAGUAUGCACAUUGGAGUGCAGGGAGUGUUUGCUUUAGGCAGUCGUCACUGUGAUUGACACGCAUCGUGGGCAAUCAUAAUAAUCCUGAAAAGUAGCCUACUUUGAAUAUUGUGCGUAUUCAUUUGCACGAAACGAAACCUUGUGAAGAACAGAAACUUAUACAAGGAGGAGCCCGUGUAGACUGACCUUGUUUUGGAGAUAACGAUACAUCCGUGAGCUCAUACAAAGUGCAGAUCGCCACUGCCAGAAAAACCAGACCACUGCUGCCCAUCAUGAUGAAUUCCCCACUGAAAAGCAACCUUGAGAGGCUGGAGUGCCACUUCACAUGGGAUCUGGGGCAAAAUCGAUAUGAGCUUCUAAAGAUGAAGAGGAACAUGGAGGAUGUGGACGAGGAAACGUGCACUUGGCCGGUUCACUAUUACAACCUGCUGGGCUACAUCCAUCAGGCUCUUGGCUCCAGCACAGAGGCGCUGAUAAACCUGGACAAAGCAGAAAGUGUGAUCCAGGAUCAGGGAACAGAAGAGGCUGGAGUCCAGCUGCAGGUCAACAAAGCUAACCUGGCUUGGGUCUACUUCCAUUUGGGAGAGAUGGAGAAGAGCAAAGAAUAUCUAGAAGAGGUGGAGAGGCUUCAGGGAAUGCAUCCUGCUCCACCUGGAUGCACUUUACACCCUGAAGUCAGUGGAGAAAAGGGCUGGACGCUGAUGAAGUUUGACUUGUCAACGAAGUGCCAGGCGAUUGAUUACUUUAAAAUGGCUUUAAAAGCACAACCAGAUAGGAAGGAAUGGUCCAAAGGACUUGCCACGGUGAUGAGCAAGCAUUGUGUACAGUUUAAAUUCACUCCAGAACAGAUUGUAGAGCAACUGAAAAUCGCACAUGAGAAAGACCUGAAUAGUUUGUUCCUUCAUGCUCGUUACUUACUAAAACUAUCUGAUCAGGAAAAUGUGUCAUCAAAAAACAUUGAAAGGGAGAUGCAAGAUUUACUAGAAAGAACUCUUGAAACUGGAAACCUGGAGGGUUUGCACUUUAUUCUCAGGUAUUAUAGAAAAGAGAUUUCUUUUGAUAAAGCUGUUCAAAUAGCAGAGAGAGUUCAAGAAAAGUUCCCCUCUUCAGUUCAAGCAUCAAAACUUUUGGCAGAAUGCUACAAAUGGAUGGUUUACAAAAUAGAAGACAGUGAGGAAAGGGAGAUUUUUGCUAGGAAAGCAAUUAAGCUCUUUGAGGAGGCUGUCAGAUAUAACUCUUACUCAUACAAAUCAAAGAUAGCCCUUGCAUCAAUGUACAGAUAUGCACACAACAGGAAGAGAUCAGAUGAGAUUUACCAGCAGCUCCUGUCAGAGAUGAAGGAUCUUUCUCCUGAUAGGCAACAGCAUAUUUAUUACAAUUAUGCCUUUCAUCUACUGGACUGCAGACAGUAUGAUGAAUCAAUCGAAUAUCACAUGAAAGUAGCAAAAAUCCCAAGUGAUUCAGUUGACAAACAGAAGAGCAUGAAGAUUCUUCAAAAAACUGUGAGAAAAGGUAAAAGCCGUCACUGUGAGGAAAUUCUGCACAUUCUGGAGAGAAAUAAUAUUUCUGAUUAAAAUGUCAUACUUCAUCAAAAACAAACAAACAGUCCUUCCAUUUGUAUAAAUUUGCCACAAUUCUAAAAAAAAUGUAUUGGAGGUGGGAAAAUUUUCUUUCUCUUGUAGCAUCUGGACCAAUCAGACACACACAAAUUAUUCAUUAUAUUUAACAAAUAAUCCAGCAAACUCACUCUCCCAACAAAGGUGUGUGAACCAUCCCCCAAAACUGCAACUAACAUCCCUAAUGCAGCCAACACCAGGUCUCUGGUUACAGGGGGGUAUUCCAGAAAUCAAGGUUAACUUGCUGUCACAUAUACCCUGAACUCUCAUUUGAUUAACCCAAACUUUGCUCACUAGAGGUAUGCUGUUUCCAAAAAUGCAUCUGGGAGUAAGUUCAGCCAACCCAGAGUAUGUUCCCGGUUAACACGCAAGACAUUCUCAACAGAGCAACGAAUAAAUGAUUUACCAUGGAAAUGGACGCUAAGAAAAACCACACUAUUCUACUACUACUUUUGUUUAAUGCCUAUUUACAUAACCAACUUGGUGCACAUCACCACCUAUUUGGUGGUUGUACCAUAAUUUUUUCAUCUUUUAAUAAGUAAUCAGUUCACUGAAAAUAGGAAUUAUAUUGUUUGUUAUAAGUAUUUAAUAAGAUAUCUCAUAUGUAUUUUAUUAUAGAAAUUAAAGCAUAGAAAACUUCUUGUUAUAAAAAUGGGGAAUAAAGCAGAUCCAUGUGUGGAUGAUAAUAAAUACAUAUAUUAGAAUUGAAUAAACAUUUAAACAUUACCACUUUAAUAAAAUCACUAUUGUUAUAUAUAGCUGUAACUAUAGAACAAUGUAUAUUUUGUUACAUUAAUAUGACUAGCUGAGCAAACUAACCCUGGAACAUAACCUGCUCCGGAGCACAUUUUUGGAACCGAAAGCUGAGGUUAUCCGCUUACUAUACUCUAUUACACACACAAACACACAUACACACACACACACACACACACACACACACACACACACACACACACACACACACACACACACACACACACACACACACACACAUAACCACUUUAGAAAUGUAUCAACAUGUAUUUAAUUUCACUGUGAUCAUUUCUUUAUAGUGUUUUGCCUAUGUAUUAAUCCGUUAAUGCAUGUGUUAGUAUUACUUGAUUAAUCAAUAUUGCAUAUAUAUCAUUCUUGAUCUCAACAAAUUUUUUUAAUGAACUACAUGAUCAUGUACACCUCAGACAUUUUUUUGGCAUAUAGAGGCACUGAAUGUACAAAUCAUUUGAUUCUGCAGUUUUGUUUACAACAAGUAACAUUUAAAGCAUGUGAUAUUGAUAAUGUUGUGUGGGCUUGACCUACUGUAAUUUGAUUGGUGAUUUGCAUAUUUACCAUCUAACAGUGAGGAAAGGAAGACUUUGGCUAUGAAAUCCAUUGAGCUGUUUGAGGAGGUUGUCAGACAUUACCCUAAUCUUUUACAUGAAAGAAAUCCCAAAAAUGAAAAAAAAAAAAAAAAAAAAAAAGUAAAGUGUAAGUCUUUAAAAGUAUUAUGAGGAGGGGCAGAGACCCUCGCUGUAGGGCAGUUCAGUAUUUUCUGGAGGGAAUUAAGACUUCUGAUUAUAAUGUGCACUAAUACUAGCCUGACUACGUCAGACUUCCUACUUCCGCUCAAUUUCAU
Messenger RNA from Megalobrama amblycephala (Wuchang bream), 3711 nucleotides. RefSeq names its product interferon-induced protein with tetratricopeptide repeats 1-like. Lineage: Eukaryota; Metazoa; Chordata; Actinopteri; Cypriniformes; Xenocyprididae. The record is from RefSeq and is a predicted model, not a curated record. Gene Ontology annotation, molecular function: protein binding. Gene Ontology annotation, biological process: defense response to virus. The transcript is spliced from 2 exons. Bases 756 to 2057 code for a protein of 433 amino acids. Gene Ontology annotation, cellular component: cytosol.